Molecule: messenger RNA, 1503 nt
Organism: Prunus armeniaca (apricot)
Lineage: Eukaryota; Viridiplantae; Streptophyta; Magnoliopsida; Rosales; Rosaceae
Source: the annotation of a GenBank genome assembly
AUGGAUCAUGAAGCACACUCGCGUAACAAGUUCGUCAACAUGAAAUCCCAGAGGGUGAAAGUAGAAGGUUCUUUUGCUCCUGCAUUAGAAGAUGAAACUGAAACCAUUGAGCAUUUACUAGCAGAACCUAAAAGUGAAUAUGUUACGGUAGAUGGUGUCUUAUGCUGUGGCAAGGAGACUGCAGGAAAGUGCGUGGACAUUGAAGAUUUUUCCUGUGGAUAUGACUUUGGGCUUAAUACAUACAGUGGAUUGCAUUCUGCUCAUCCUCGGGGAAGAUACGAUGAAUUAGAAUUUGGAGUUCUUGACGGAUUGUUGGAUGAAGUUGAUGAAGUGGAGGAUAUUCAUGCGAUAAAUGGUCUUGCAAGCCCUUGUGAUGAUUAUCUUUUAGAUAUUGGAUUUACAGGAAAAGCUUCUGAACUGGGUUUUGGUCCUCGUGAAAAAUCACAUUUGGGGAACUCAAGUUCUGAAAGUCAGUCUCCACGACUAAGUGGCAGUAGUAACGGUGCUGUUGGGAUAUCUGAAUCGUCAACUGUGACUAUUCAAGAAUUUGAAUGCAAGAAUAAUUCUGUUGACAAGGCAGUAACUCAUGAGUUUCAUGGUGGCUUCAGGCGGAAAAAAAGACGUCGAAUACCUGUUGAAGGCAAUGUCUAUCCUGCUUCAAUCAAUUUACAAAAUCUUGAGUUAGAUAAUGAUGAAAAGACUUUAGUAAAGGAAAUAGUGUCUGGUGAAAAUGAGAAGCUCUCUGUUGAAGCAACCAAACUUGGUGCUUUUUGUAAGGAAAAAAGACUGCGUAAGCCUACUUUGAGAUAUAUUGAGGAAUUUUCUGGUAAGAAGUCAAAAGAUUCCAACGAGAGGGAAAAUUGUUCUGCUCUUACUGCUACGCAGGAUCGCUCAAAGGUCAGAUGUCAGAAUGAACAUCAUCAUAUGAGUCCUGGGAUAUUGUCAUCAGUUCCUGAGGAGGAUUCAAUUUCUGAAAACCAGACACUGGCUGAAUUUAGGACUCAAAGAAAACUUGCAAAGAAGCAUGCAUCAAUUUUGGCGCUUGAGUCCGAUGAGCAACCUAUUACAUCUGAGUCUGAAGAUGACCAUGUACCAAAAAAAAGAUCUAGAAAGCACGAUCGAAGAAAGCAUCAAAGGAUGUGGACUCUCUCUGAGGUGACGACAUUGGUUGAUGGUAUUUCUGAAUAUGGAGUUGGACGAUGGACAGAUAUUAAGAGGGUCCUAUUUUCGUCUUCUGCUUAUCGCACGCCAAUAGAUCUCAGGGACAAAUGGAGAAAUCUUUUAAGAGCUAGCUGUGGAAAGAAAAUGAAGAAAGAGGUUGAGCAAAAGGAGAUGCGAGCCUUACCAAAGUCUUUGGUACGCCGUGUCCGUGAGCUGGCGACAGUACACCCAUAUCCUAGGCAGCGUGGCAAGAAGUUUGCCCCUCCCAUACUUCCUACUUCCAGUAAAAGUGCUUCAUCUGAUCUAAUCAGAAAGUAUGUCCGAAGGAAGAAUCGAUCUUGA